Messenger RNA from Euleptes europaea (tarantolino), 805 nucleotides. RefSeq names its product superoxide dismutase 3 (gene SOD3). The record is from RefSeq and is a predicted model, not a curated record. Gene Ontology annotation, molecular function: copper ion binding; superoxide dismutase activity. Bases 116 to 805 code for a protein of 229 amino acids. Lineage: Eukaryota; Metazoa; Chordata; Lepidosauria; Squamata; Sphaerodactylidae. Gene Ontology annotation, biological process: removal of superoxide radicals. The transcript has 2 exons.
CGUUUGCAAGAAGAAUUGCAAGCAACUGUAAAGUGCUUCUGGAAGACAAAUCUUGCAUUAAAGACAACACCCAAUUCUCUCACCACCUCCAUAAAGUCUUCCGAAGAAUUUUGGCAUGUCCGUGCUGCUGUUUCUAGUCACAAGCUUGCUCCUUUGUGUAUCUGAUGAAACAAAACAAGAAGAAAGUCCCAGUCUUUCCAGUCAGGAGAUUCAGGAAACGUUGAAUGUACUGUGGAUGGCAAUCCUCUACCCACAGGUAUAUAAGCACUUGUACAAUGGCAACUGGACUUAUGCCACUUGUGAAGUGAAGCCUAGCGCUAACCUAGAAGCUGGCAAACCGCAGGUGACAGGGCAAGUUCUGUUCAAGCAAGUUCACCCACAUGGAAAACUGAGUGCUGUAUUCUACCUGGAUGGGUUUCCCAUGGGCUCUCAGCAAACGGGCAGAGCUAUCCACAUCCAUGAGUUUGGAGACCUCAGCAACGGCUGUGAUUCUGCUGGGGGGCACUACAAUCCUUUCAAUGACUCUCACCCCCACCAUCCAGGGGACUUCGGAAACUUCUACCCGAAAGAUGGAAAAAUCAGAAUGAUGAUGUCCAAUCUUCAGGCAAAUCUCUUUGGCGGCCAAGCCAUUCUGGGAAGAUCUGUCGUGAUCCACGAGAAUGAAGACGAUAUGGGGAAAGGGAACAACCCGGGCAGUUUAGCGCAUGGCAAUUCUGGCAAACGCUUGGCUUGCUGCAUCAUUGGACGUUGCAACAAAGAAUUGUGGGGAAAGGCCUACGAGGGGCUUCUUAACAUGGAAGGAUGA